Salpingoeca rosetta is the source of this 6627-nucleotide messenger RNA. RefSeq lists its product as uncharacterized. Bases 149 to 6598 code for a protein of 2149 amino acids. NCBI's taxonomy places the organism in Eukaryota, Choanoflagellata, Craspedida, Salpingoecidae. The record is from RefSeq and is a predicted model, not a curated record. The transcript is spliced from 3 exons.
ACUCAUACAACACCUUGCUGUGCUCACCCUAACUCAUACAACACCUUGCUGUGCUUCUUGCCACUGCCUGCAUUGACGUGCCAGAACUCCCCAGCACGCUCACGCAGCCCGCCUCCCUCGAUUCAUUCGCGGCAGGCAGCGAGUCAACAUGAACGACGGAACUGAUGAACGCGGUGGCGGACCACGUCGCCCGGCAGACCGCUCCUGUUCUGCCGAUGAUAGGACAGCAGCGGACACACCUCUGCAGGACACAGACAACACGCCUACACAGACAGCCGAAACCCCGUUUAGCGUUCAGCGUGCCGCACACUCCCCAGCACAACCAGCAGAAGGAGUAGGACCCGCCUCACGGCAACCUUCCAGCCUUUCCAGCGUGGCCACCAAUGCAAACAACACCAACGCAUCACCUGAUGCCCGUACACAUGCAACGAUCCCAAACAUGGCGGAGUUCCUCCAACACCAAUACGUCCAAGCUGGGGACUUGGAGGAUGGACAGGAAACUAGUGAGGUGGAAAUGCAAGAGCAACCACAGCGCAUGACACAAACUCCCUCUUCGUCUGUACCCUUGACUGCAGACGCAGACCAACAACAACAGCAACCCAGUGCUGCAAGCGGUGCAAGCGCCCCUGUCAUCAAUUUGGGAGUCCCGGACAAGCACGGGGUCAUGCAGCAGCACGCUGUGCAGUGGAGCGAGGACAACGACCAAUUCUUGGUUGAUGGUGCUUUAUUGCCAGUGCCAUGCCGCACAGUCGACCAAGCAUUGCGCUACCUCAGCACAGCCGAUGCCGAAAGCCAUCCUGGCACAACCACUCACGUGCACACUGCGGAGCAACAAGCACAGACGAGGAGCGGUAACACUGCGACGCCAGCUCAAGCCCAAGCCAUCACGGCCACCUCUCGCACCUCCGCUGCCUCUGCCACCCCUUCACAUCGUGGAAGCGAGGUGAACAACGACCAUUCAAGUGAGAUGGAGUACCUGCUUGUGGGCAAAGAGCAACCCCUGUGCAAGCGCCGCUUCUUGCUCGCUGUUUUGAUUGCCGUUUUGGGCCUUGCCAUCAUCGUUGGCGUGCCUGUCGCCGUCACCACCGUGGCCUCGUCCUCCUCUUCAUCCCCGUCAUCGCCCAGCGGCAUGCGGCUCGAUUGCCUGGACCCGUACACACGCAACCAGUUUCGAAAGAACAACUUGACCAAGGCGUCUGAGGUGGACAACUGCUGCUGCACGGAGUUUUACGACUUGCGCAAAGUCACCGGCUCCGUGCUCAUCACGUGGCAGCAGCCAAACCUUCACUUUGGGCACGUUCGGCUUAUCGAAGAAGACGUCGUAGGGCCAGACGGCGUUGUCGAGCUCGUGGAUUUUGGUCGCCUCACAGCCAUCCGAGGCAUCCUCAACCUGACCAACAAUCGCCUGACCGUUGUCGACUUUCUGGACAUCGCGUCCAUCGGCGGUAUCUUCCUCGACAACAACGCCAUCACUACCCUGGACUUUUCCGCCCUUACCCAUGUUGCUGGGGACGUGUUCGUCAGGAACAACCGCCUCACCCACCUCAACCUCAACACCAUCACCACGAUCGACGGCAGCAUCAACGUCGACAACAAUCGCCUGUUGACCUACGCCUGGAGUACGGAUCUCACCGCAGUUGGUGGCAGCUUCUCCCUCAAAAACAACCGCCUUGCGUCGUUCACAAACUCUCCUGGCGGGAACCUUGCUCUCAUCCGUGGAGACCUCGAUCUGCGCGACAACGCGCUGACCAUCGUCGACUUGGGCCCACUGACGCAGCUCCAGGGCCACUUGCACCUGCAGGGCAACCCCAACCUCGUCACGCUCAACUUGAACGCGUUGACAUCGCUGAACGGCUCCCUGACCGCAAACGGCCGCCUCGUGCGCGUGCUGCUGCCCCACCUCGUGAGCAUUGAAGGCAGCGUCGACCUGCAAGGAAACAGGCUAUCUGAGCUUGACCUUCAGGCCCUCACCAGCAUUGGCGGCAAUUUGCUGCUCAACAACAACGUGCUCACGACCGUUGACUUUGGUGGUGUUACCAGCAUUGCAGGGGGGAUCCACCUGAGCCACAACCAGCUCACCGAGCUCGACUUGCGCGGGGUCACUUCCGUGACGGGCUCCGUUUCACUCAGCGGUAAUGCCCUCACAUCCAUUCGCUUUGGUGGGCAGGUUAGCAUUGCGAACUUCGCGGCAAACGGCAACCGCGCCACCUCGCUCCGUAUCGACGGCUUGCACAGCGUCACAAGCGCAUUCAGCGUCUCCGGUUGCAACAACCUCAAGUCCAUCGACCUCGGCUCGCUGGAGACUGUGGGUGGUGAGCUUGAUCUGCACAACAACAACCUGCGGUCGCUGACGCUGGAGAAUCUCCUCAGCAUUGGUGGUGACCUUGACCUACGCGACAACGACCUCACGACAAUUGACCUGGGCAGUGUGUCCCUUGUUGACGGCGACAUGUUCUGGGGCCACAACCCAUCCCUCGCCUCCAUCGACUACGGCCAGCUGACAUCCGUGAGAACGGUCACGGGCGGGAGUGGCCAGCUAACGAGCAUCAACUUUGGCAAAUUGACAACAGUUGAGGGCAGCAUCUUCCUGUCGUCGAACAAGCUCACAUCCUUGUCAUUUGGCAACAUCGCUCACAUUGGUGGAACCGUCUAUCUGAGGAACAACGACAUCACCUUGGUUGACUUUGCUGCUGCAGGCUACUUGGGUGGCGCAAUUGACCUCUCCGGCAACCCGCUCACCACAAUCCAGUUUGCACAAGGUCAAGUCCUGUCCUCGGGCUUUCAGCUGGAACAGAGCGAUCUCACGGCGCUUCACCUGGUUGGGCUUGUCGCUGUUCUUAACGGCGGUCUGUCCCUGGCCUACAACGCCCUCACUUCCAGCAUUGACUUUGGUGACCUGACCAAAAUUGAGGGCACCCUCGAUAUGAGCCACAACCAGCUGACUGAGUUUGUGUGCGCCGGCUUGGAGUCUAUCACCGGUGACCUCGACCUCACGUACAAUUCCGACCUGGCCAGCAUCGACUUUGGGUCCGUACGCGAUUUUCGGGGACAGCUGCUCCUCAGCUAUUCCCAAACCCCGCUCACUGUAAACCUUGGAAACAUCACGAAGCUGCAUGACGACUUGGCCAUCGUGGGCGGGCGGCGGCUGGUGGAGCUGACCCUCGAGCGACUCACCGCUGUGGAUGGCGGUGGCCUGUAUUUCGAUUACAACAAACUGCGCGCCAUCCACUUUCCUCGUCUGCAGAGGGUUACCGGAGGUGGCAUUCGGUUGUCCCGCAACUUCCUCACGAUGGUCACCUUUGAGAGCCUCACCAGCAUCGACGGGUACCUGAACAUGGCUGACAACAACAUUCACACCGUUCACUUUGGCCAGCUGUCCUUUGUGGGCGACAAGAUUACACUCUCCAACAACGUCGUGACGUAUGUGACGUCUGGUAGCCCCACCAUGCAGGCCUCCAUCGAAAUCUCCACCGGCUCCACCUUCCACAUGGAGGGUGUCAAGCAUGUUGCUGGCUUCUUGUACCUGACGGGCAACGAGCUCAACUCCCUUGACCUUGGCGGCCUGGAACGCGUCGAUCGUCACCUGACGCUGACAUUCGACCACCUCCCCUCCAUCUCAUUCGUAAACCUGACCCACAUCGCAGAAGACCUCAACCUGGCCGGGAACGACCUCACAUACCUUGAUCUGGGCAAGCUGAAGAGCAUUGGCCGUAACCUUUUGCUUGCUUACAACCAGAUUGGUGCCCUUUCCUUUGGCUCGCUCACGCACGUUGGUAGGGACAUUGACCUGAGACAUACCCCCAUCAGAGAGCUCCGGCUUGGCGCCCUGAUCGAGCUGGGGGGCUCCCUCCGCCUCAGCGAGCACUCGCUGCAGCUACUCGAUCUUGGGCAUGUGACAAGCCUGGAAACCCUCGCCUUUUCUAAGCAGUACCUCACGCGCAUCAACUUUGGCAGCCUCGUUUCUGUGGCGGGGGUUGUGGAUCUGAGCUACAAUCGCCUCACGACCGUUGAUCUGCGCGGUGUCACGUCGCUGCCUGAUGACUUCCUGGUCAAGGGCAACAGCCUCGCCUCGGUUUCCUUGGGCAAUGUCACCUCGAUUGCGGGAACGAUCGACUUGACAGACAACCCCGACCUGGCCGUGCUCGACUUUGGUCAGCUGCUGGCGUUCAAGCGCCACUUUGAAGUGCACGCGAGCCUCACACGCGUCAACCUUCGCGGCCUCCGGUCUGCGCUGAGCAUUGAUUUCUCGGACAACAUGCUCACCUCCCUCGAGUUUGGGUCCCUCACUUCCAUCUCCAUGCUUCGUGCUCCCAACAACAACCUCACUUUCGUGGACUUGAGCUCUGUGCGGGGCGCGUCGCGGUCGCUGACACUCGACCUGUCCAACAACAAGCUGGCGUCGCUUCAUCUUCCCAGAGCCGGCUCUCUCACCAUCGAACUAUCAGGGAACAUGCUGCGCUCCCUGCGCUUUGCCAACGAAACAACGUACAUCAGGACUCUCAACAUUGACAACAAUGAAAUCACAUCGCUCGACUUCAACAACGUUGGAUACAUUUACGAAGCUGACCUGUCAAACAACAACCUGACAACGCUGACGUUUGGGGGCGUGACGAAGAUUGAGCGCUUGACAUUCUCGGCCCCAUCCCUGAUUGCUCUGGACAUGGGUGCCUUGACAAACAUCCCCAUAUCGCUCGUGCUACCCUCCUUGGCAUACCUGAACCUGCGCAACGUGACUGAGACUGGGUACUUCCGCGUCUCCGAGACCAAGCUCACGUCACUCGACCUGCGGCAACUGUCUUCUGCGCUAUCGGUCACAGUCACCGACAACACGCGGCUGCGGACAAUGAACUUUGGGUUGUUGACUGCACUUAGCAGUGUGAACCUGGGCGGCAACAGCUUGACGCACGUGGACUUUCGGCAGCUUGAAACGGUUUCGGGCAACCUCGACUUGAGAGACAACAGCUUGCCCAGGCUAAACUUCGGUAACAUUCGCUCCGUCGAGGGGUACGUUAACCUACGCGGUAACCGCUUGACGGCGAUUGAGUUGGGCAACCUGAACGUUAUGUCAUCCCUCGAUCUUAGCGGCAACUCCUUCACAACCGUCUCGUUUGAAAACACAACAGUCGACCUCACCGACCUGUACAUAUCGGACAACGAGAACCUGACGUCCUUGAACUUUGGCGCGAUCACGAGUCUGCACAGAUUCAAAGUCGACGAUUGCCCCAACCUGGCCGUGCUGGACUUUGGACAACUCACGUCCUACAGCUUCAGCGUCACCGUGCGCAGCAAGCUGACGCACAUCAACUUUGGGCGACUGACCACAAUACCUGGUUUCCUCGACUUGCGCUACAACCAGCUCAGCUCCAUCGACUUUGGUGAAAUCACCAGCAUUGGUUCCUCCGUGUACUUGAGCCGGAACCGACUCACCCGCUUUGACUUUGGCCGGCUAACCAAGAUUUCCAACAACUUUGUUUUGUACAGCAAUCAGCUCACCUCCAUCAACUUUGGCAACGUUGUUGACGCGUACCUUCCUUUCCUCCAGCUUGACGACAAUCCCCUCCUAACAACGUUUGAUUUUGGUGCGCUUGGAGCGGUGGACAGCUAUGACAUUCUUGAUUUCUCCGAGCGAGACCUCAAGGGCCUGCACAUUGUUGGCCCACCCACCAUCCUCCGGCCCCUGGACUUCAGCAGCAACGACCUGAGAUUUGUGAACGUGUCUGGUGUUUCGAGAAUGGGGUACCUGACCAUCGAAUACAACCCAGGGCUGACGUCAGUGGACCUUGGCGGGCUCGGGCGAAUGCAGAGCAGUCUUCUCGUGCGGUUUUGCGCCCUCAAGUACAUUAAUUUCGGUUCGGCCAGCAUUUCCUCAAACAUUAUUCUGUCGCACACGGACCUCACCAGCGUGGACCUUGGGCACAUGACCUCCAUCUACAGCCUGUUUGUAUCGUACAGCCCGGUGACAGCUGUGUCCUUUGGGGACGUGACUGCGGUGACCCGUUCUGUUGAGCUGCGCCACAACCAGCUCCUAUCUGUCGACUUUGCUGGACUUGAGAGCAUCCCCGAGGAACUCGACCUCAGAUUCAACAACUUGACUGCCCUUGAUUUGAGCCAGUACCCCUCGCUCACAAGCAUUGGCGCCGUCUAUCUGAGCGACAACCAGCUCAUAGCGCUGCACAUGGGUGCGGUGACAAGCGUCAGCGAGCUUGACCUGAGCAACAACCCGAAUCUCAGCGACCUCAACUUUGGCGACCUCGGCUCGCUGACAAUGUUGAGCGUGCAUGCGGCCCUGACGUCGGUGGACCUUGGACGCGUGUCGAGCAUCGACGGGCCCCUCGAUCUGAGCGACAAUAUGCUCACACGUUUCGACUUGCAGAUGGUGACGGCUGUCGAUGGCAUGGUGAACGUUAGCAUGAACCUGUUGACGUCAAUUGACUUCAGUGGCGUGACGGCCAUUAAUGGCGAAAUUGACCUGCGGUGGAAUGAUCAGCUAUUCAACAUUGACUGCCAAGGACUGGGCUCUUGUUUAUGCCCUCCAUCAAACACUGGCGUCACCACGGUGAAUUGUCCUCCACGCUGCACCGAUUCCUGGUGCGCCUGAUUCUGUGUGUGUGUGUGUGUGUGUGUGUG